Mollisia scopiformis is the source of this 969-nucleotide messenger RNA. RefSeq lists its product as uncharacterized. The transcript is spliced from 2 exons. The coding region runs from base 214 to 669 and encodes 151 amino acids. Lineage: Eukaryota; Fungi; Ascomycota; Leotiomycetes; Helotiales; Mollisiaceae. The record is from RefSeq and is a predicted model, not a curated record.
CACGAGAUUACCAGCAUCCAAGGCACCGGUGCAGCACAAAACAAAGAAACCCUUCGGCAGCAGACAGCAAUCGCGACCAGAUCGUCCAUACCAAAUUUCUUUUGUGUUCUAGCCUUCGGUUUCUGCAAGAACGAUUCGCGCAGCGUUGCGGAUGAUACAAUAACAUAAUCUGGAACGACGACCAUUGUGUCAACCUAUUCCCGAGUAGACAGAAUGUUCUGUUUAAGAAGCUGGCUGCCCCUCCUCUUCAUACCUACGAACGCCUCCCCGAUCUUCAUCUUCCUCUUCUUUGUCUGUACAUACUUCUUAAACCGACCAUGCGUCUACUGCUCUUUUCUCCUCUUGAUACUCUUUGCCUCAUCAUGUCACUGGUCAGACCACUGCUUCUUUGACUUCAGUAGCAACUGGUUUGAGCCAAGGCACUCCUCCGGCCUCACAACGGAGUUAACAAAUUCCACCCUCUCGAACGAGACACUCGAUCAGGUUUCGAUCUACAUGAAUGCUGUUAAUAAUACAGCAACUGCUCUGGCAGGUGCUGCGCUCGAGGAGGCAAAGAAGCAGCUUGCUGUACGGACCGAAUGGACCGGUAUUGGGGUCGAAUGGUUACGCAGUCUUCUCGGCCGCAGAGAAUGGCGGGUGCCAUGCGUGGAUGUGUAUAUCAGACUUUGAGAGGAUGAUGGGACAUGAUUCAAAAGAGCUCACGGUACACGGCCACUACUUGGUUCCUUACGGCGUUAUGGCAGGGAAGGAAUGGCAUGGGUGCAUCAAGAUGGGGGGGAGAAGGCAAAUCUCCUUGGAUUAGUGGUGCACUAAAGGCGUACUAAGGGGGCUUCUUUAAAGACAGCAUUGUGCAUUUCAGAGAAUAAUGGAUCGGCAUCAGACCUCAGACCUCUUUCGUGGAUGCUGGGAAAACUAUUUACAGGACCCAGCGGUACUUUGUAGAGCCUGAAAUGUGCAAAAACAUCACAC